AUGGCUCCACCACUGAAGACUGGCAAGCGCAAUUACUCUUAUUCUUUUGUGAAUCCUAAUCUGAAGUCUGUUGAGUGUUUGGCAAAGAAGAUCACACCGGAUGAGUCAACCAAUUUCCGAGAAAAAUAUGGGUACAUUCUGAGCCUCCUCAAGAUGCCAUUCACCAAGGAUGAGCAAGAGGGAGUUCACACUUUGCUUCAGUUCUAUCAUCCUUCCCUCCGUUGUUUCGCAUUCACUGAUUAUCUUUUGGCUCCUACCUUGGAAGAGUAUUCGUCAUUCCUUGGCAUUCCUGUUGGGAAAGAGGUACCUUAUUAUAGCGCCAUGAAGGCCCCUGAUUCCAUUGAAAUUGCUAAGGCUCUUUAUUUGAGCAAGUCAGUCGUGGAGGCAAGUCUCACCAAGAAAGGAGGUUGUCAUGGUUUUCGUAUGGAAUUCCUGGUUAAAAGAGGUUGUGAUGCUGCUGAAGCCAAAGAAUGGGACACUUUUAGAGCUAUUCUGGCUCUAAGUAUCUAUGGUAUUGUGAUGUUCGCAAAUGUACCUGACUUUGUUGAUAUGAAUGCCAUCCACAUAUUCAUUCUGCAGAACCCCAUUCCUACGCUUCUGGGGGAUGUUUAUCAUUUCGUUCAUCAUCGUAAUGAGCAGAAAGGAGGUUUGGUUAGAUUCUGUGCUCCGCUGCUAUACCGUUGGUUCAGAUCACAUUUGCCGGAACGUGGAGCUUUUGUUGAUAGUAGGUACACAUCCAGAUGGGCUGAUAGAAUUAUGGGGCUUAGAGCUAAGGACAUUGUCUGGUACAACCGAUCCUUGGACCAUAUGGAAGUUGUUAUGAGUUGUGGGAAGUUCAAGAAUGUGCCUCUCAUGGGCAUCAGAGGUGGGAUCAACUAUAAUCCUAUCCUGGCUAGAAGAACAUAUGGAUACGCUUUCAUUAGUCCUCCUGAACAAGCAGAGAUUGCUGAGAAUAUUUACUAUCAUUCAGCCACCAAUGUUGGGCAAAUGGCAGAAGCUGCGCAAGCCUGGAAGAGUAUUUGCUGGAGAGAUAAGAAGCAUUUUGGUCAAAGAGACUGUGCGACUUAUAAAGACUAUACUGAGUGGGUUGAAGUUGUGGCCAACACCCAAGGGAUGCCCUUCCCUCCAAAAGAUCCUUUGUAUCCUCCUGCUGAGCUUGAAGAAUUGUAUGCUAGAGGAAGUACUUCUCAGAAAAGGUCAAGGGUGACCAUAGACUCUAAAUCUGCUAAAUCUCAAGAGAGGGAGAUCAAAGAGCAUUAUGAGGAUCAGUUGGCGGAAUUGACAAAGAGGCUCCAAAUCCAAACUGAUAUAGCCAAAUCAGAGAAAGCCCGUCGAAAGAAAGCAGACAAGCUCCUUAUGGAACGUCAAGCAAGGAUUGAGGGGUGUUAUGAAGAGAUUCGCAAGUUGAAGGGUCGAGUAGAGGAAAAGGGGCAAAGUGAUACUCAAGCUCAAGAGGAGGCCAGAGGUUGGGAAUUGAGAAGCCGUUACUUGGAGACCAUGCAUUUCAGAAAGGACCUAUUGAUUCAAUAA
This is a messenger RNA of Vicia villosa (hairy vetch), 1530 nucleotides long. RefSeq lists its product as uncharacterized. The record is from RefSeq and is a predicted model, not a curated record. Bases 1 to 1530 code for a protein of 509 amino acids. The transcript has 2 exons. NCBI's taxonomy places the organism in Eukaryota, Viridiplantae, Streptophyta, Magnoliopsida, Fabales, Fabaceae.